This is a messenger RNA of Symbiodinium sp. CCMP2592, 2769 nucleotides long. The record is from the annotation of a GenBank genome assembly. NCBI's taxonomy places the organism in Eukaryota, Dinophyceae, Suessiales, Symbiodiniaceae.
AUGGAGACGGUUGAGAGCUUGAUUCCCCCUCGUGACACAGGGGACAGUGAUCCGGAAUGGGAGAAGCCGGAUGAUGAUGUGGCUUUGGCCCGUGCUACCCUGGCACACAAUCUUUCUGCCCAUGAGGAUGAGACGGUGAAUUCCACCCUGACCUCCUUCACGACUUUGGAGGUGGACGAAACUGCCUUGGACCUGCGGCUCCAGGAAAUGGAUGCGGCCAUGGCACGUUUGUUGACCAAGGGCAGCGAGAAGGUGGUUGUCAAGGAGGAAAGUCAGCUGCCAAGCGACAUGGCUGCUGAGGCGGCCCACCAUGAGGACAGCCCAGCUGCAGCCAUGGACACGGACCCUGUCGGCUCCCACAUGGAGACCACUACCGAGAUGGACACCUCGGGCCCUGAGGUGCCAACCCCAGGUGACUUUGUCCCUGAGGGGGGUGCCUCAGACGGUCCCAGAAGAAGUGACGAUUCGUCUAAGACAAGACCAUACUCGGCCCUGCCCGCCGGCACCUUGGAGGAGAAGGUCUUCCGCAUCGAGGGCUUCCCGGAGGACUUCCCGGGCAUCGGCAAAAAGAGUGCAGAUCUGGCACAGCAGCUGACCCAGGAGGAGAUCGCCUCAUUGUUCUCCAAGCUCAGGACGGAGAACUGGACACGCCCUGCCGUCGAAAGGGUAUUGGAGGUAUAUCAGAUCUACAAGAGACAGCUGGCCCAGGAAAAGAUGCUGGCUGCCCCUUACAAUCGUGCUCGCAGGGGGGUGGGACACAGCAGCAUGGGCCAGCUGGACCCUGGCAGCACAGGAGCUUCCCUCAUGUGCCCCAACUGCUUUGCAGAUUGGCAGCGGCUGGACAACAAGGGCCCGCCCUCUGCAGAGAUCAAGCUGGGCUCGACCUCCUGGCGAAUGUUUUGUGGGCCCCAGGGUGUGACCUGGUACACGGAUGCAGACGAGGCCCAGAAGGAGGCUGCCUCAGUGGAUAUUGGUUCGUGGGCCCAGCCCCCGCCCAGACCUACGGAUCAGAAGGAGCUCAGCUUUGCCGACCAGGUGCCAAUGGCCCUGAGGCUUAGCUUGGCUCACACGGUGCAGUUUUCUCACAAGGAGGCUGGUGAUCGCCCCCACCUCCGGGACGACUGGCAGCCGAGCCAGGAGACCAGGGCCUUCCACCCCCAGCUGGCGGCGGCGAUGGAUAUCACGAAGAAGAGCUCGGGCCCGGUGGAUAAGGACAGCAAGAAGCUCACGGAGGAGCAGUUUCUGGAUCACAUCAACCCUCAGCUGGACGUGAUCGUUGAGAUGCAGGCGGGCGCGCAGAGCGUCGAGGAGGCAAAGGGCGCGUCAAUCCUCCGCCAGUUGGACACAGAGAAGUUGCGCUCCCUCCUCAAGCGUAACUAUCUCCAAGGCCCGGGAAACCAGGGAGAGGAGUUCAUUACGGCGCAAGCCACCUUGGAGGAGGCCAAGGCCUCCAACAAGCGCAUGCAGGAGGAGGGAGCCCAGCGCUCCAAGCUCCUCAGGCCUGUGGCCGACUCCAUUGAUACCUGGGGUACUCAGCUGCGCGCGGCCCUGGAGAUGAACGUGUUCAAUCCGGAUAGCCCGCUCAAGGACAUGGAGCUUGACGACAUCGAGGCCAUGAAAGACCGGUACAUGAACACGACGUUCCUGCUGAACCAGAGCAGGAACCCUUUCCCGGCCUCCUUGCUGCAAGAGCUCCCCAGCCUGGCCGCGCUCCAGCGUGAGGGUGAGCGGGUCGCCCGGGACUCAGGCGGGGGGCUGUCUUCAACAGGUGCCUUUGGCCCUGAGGAGCAGUCCCCUGAGGCACUUCUGGGAGUGGCCGUUGGCUCGGUUGAGUUUCAGAUCAUGCGCCUCAAACGCAUCAUUGAGCUGCACAUGGGGGAGCAGCGAAUGAUCGGGGGCCGAUGGAAGAAGGUGCAAGGACCGCUCGAUGCCCCGACGUGGGCAAAGCCUCUCCCUGAAGGGGAAAAGCUCAUGUUGGAGAUGAGGACACAUCCCUGCUCCUUCAAGCAGCCAUUCUUCGAGCCGAUUGCCCUCACCAAAGAGGAGAUUGACGCACAGGUGGCAAUGGGCACGAGGCCCCCCCUGGACAAGAUCAUCGGACCCUUCCAUGCCGAGGGGGAUGGUGGCACCCACUGGCAAAAGGAAGUGCAGACGUGGGACCUGGUGAGCUUCUUCUCCUGCUUCGGCCACACCUACUCGGCCAGACACCUGUAUGCGGUGUGGAGCCACUUGCCGAUCACAAUCCAGCCCCGCAAGCGGGGGGCCAAGAACAAACAGCAGAACCUGCAACGUCGAGACGACCAUCGUAUGCUGAUGAAGGAGGCCAAAGAGUUUGUGAUCCUGCACGACCUUCCGGUUCCUACGACAAACCAGGAGUGGAAGCAGCUCUAUCGCGAAAUGGGGUCCUUUUUCGCCGCCAAGGUCUUCAUAAACCGCACACCGCAGGUGGUUUUGGACCUCCCGGUGGCAGACAUCCACGACUCCAAGCAGCACAUGCGACUGCGAGCCGUAUGUGAUGAACGGAUCACCCUGCCCCUGAAGGCCUUCAAGGAUUUCCCGGAGAUUUACAACUCGCUCUCCCACUCUCUGGGCCAGGAGUCGAUGGUGGAGGUAAAGAUGGCGUGGCGCUGCAACACAGUGCAGUGGUGGACAGCCCGCCUCAAGCCCGAGUACGCCGGCCCCAUCUACUGCAAGCUUGGCGACCAUCACCCCGGACAACGUCUCGAACGUGGCCUCGGACGACUACAAGAAGAAGAACGUGGGGGAUAA